CGUCAGGCCCCUGGAAGGCGCUGUCGGGAGCAGCAGUGUGGCCAGAGGGGAGGCGAGGCAACUGCGGGCUCGGUCAGCGCCCGCUCGCUCUCUCUCCAGCUGCGGACCCUGAAAGCGCACCCAGGGUCCUUGCUGCCCACAGCCAUGACUUCUGCUUCCCCAGUGGGGGGCUCAACUGAGGCGCCCCCCAAUGCCACAAUGGAGGUGGUGGCCUGGUCUAACUCCAGCAGGCCCAAGAAUCCCCUGUUCUACCUGUUCGCCCUGCUGGAUGAGGAGCUGCACACCUCCUUCCCGGGGCUGUGGCUGGCGCUGAUGACCAUCCACGGUGCCAUCUUCCUGGCGGGGCUGGUGCUCAACGGGACGGCCCUCUACGUCUUCUGCUGCCGAACCGGGACCAGGACGCCACCGGUCAUCUACACCAUCAACCUGGUGGUGACGGACCUGCUGGUGGGCCUAUCGCUGCCCAUCCGCUUCCUGGUCUUCUAUGGCAGCCGUGGCUGCCUGCACUGUGCCUUCCCACAUGUCUUCAGCUACUUCCUCAACAUGCACUGCUCCAUCCUCUUCCUCACCUGCAUCUGCGUGGACCGCUACCUGGCCAUCGUGCAGCCGGAAGGCUACCGCCGCUGGCGCAGUCCCACCUACGCCCGGGCCGUGUGCGCCAUUGUGUGGCUGGCGGCCGCCACCGUGAACCUGUUGGUCCUGGGCGUGGAGGCGGACAGCGCCGCCUGCUGCCAGAUGUUUGCACUCACGGUGCUGGAGUUCCUGCUGCCGCUGCUGGUUCUCAGCGUGUUCACCGGCCGCAUAAUGUGUGCUCUGUCCAGGCCGGGCCUGCUGCGCCAGGGCCGCCAGCGCCGUGUGCGCGCCAUGCAGCUGCUGCUCGUCGUGCUGGUCAUCUUCCUCGUGUGCUUCACGCCCUUCCACGCCCGUCAGCUGGCCGUGGCGCUGUGGCCCGACGUGCCGCGUCACACCAGCCUGGUGGUCUACCAUGUGGCCGUGGUAUUCAGCAGCCUCAACAGCUGCGUGGACCCCAUCGUCUACUGUUUUGUCACCAGCGGCUUCCAGGUCACCGUGCGUGGCCUCUUCCACCAUCACAGUCCUGACUGCGUGCCCAGCACAGGCGAUGUAACCGGCAGGCCCAAGGGCUCUGGCAACCACCACGUCCUGGGCACAGAGCUGUGCACGGAGCCACACGCCUUCAUCCAGGCCCUGGCCAACAGGCCGGAGGCCUAGGUAGACUGCCAGACUCUGCCAAGAAGCAGGAGAGGGCUGGACAUGCAACUGCUCCAGGACCAAAGCCACAUCUGCACUUCCAGGAGCUUCACCUAGGUCUACUGGUGAUGGCUAAUGGCUGCUGUACGGUAGUUGACUAGCAAUGUCUGCCUCCACCCUAGGAGCAGGCUAGGUGGCCUCUGUGCCAUCAUCACAUGGAGAGAUAGAGAUGUCUCCGCCAGCAACUCUUUGUCAUUUGGGCCAUUCUGUCCUCAGAAAAGGGGACAAUGCUUUCUGUUUGUUUUGAGGUACUCGGAAUUCCAAAGAAGGUCAAAAGGACCAUCUCAAGGGCUCCCCACCCUCCUCCCACAUAGGUAGCAGAAUGAGGUCAAAGAGGCAGUGUCAGGGGGCACAGCCAUUGCUUGAGCACGCGUCAGGGGUUCAGAUCUCUGAAGGACUUCACUCUUUCCCUCCCCAGGAACCUGUGAAUUGCACAGUAAGAUGGCAUGAGCUCCAUAAGGCACUUUGCAGUGAGCAAAUACCUUGGUAUCUGUGUUGAGGCUUGAACCAACAACAAGCCCAUAGAUGAGGAGCUUUUUUCCACUCACCCAGAGCUCUGGCAGGCAUGCAGGGUUGUGCAUGGACGCUAUGACCUACCCAUGCCUAGGUCACAGUCAAAACCUAGUGCUGGCCCAGCAAGAUAGCUCAGCUGGGCAGUGCACCUGCUGGUCAUGUGCACAGCCAAGGUUCAAGCCCAGCCCUUGCCUCACUGGAAGUAGCUUUGGUGCUGUGACAUUUCUCCCUCUGCCUCUUUGUCUCCACCUGAAAAAGUCCGCCUGGAGUGGUAAAGCCCCAGCAACAACACCCAAUACUAAUUCCUCCAAAGCCAUCCACCUCACCUCACCUCACCUCAGGUGACUGCUCAAAUCUCCCCAAAACCUCCCUCCCCAGAAAUAAUCUUAUAAGACCCUGCCUUCUUCCCCCAUAAGGUCAUAUCCUGUGAAUAAGAAAAAGCCAAGAGUGAAUUCACAGGGAAGCUGAACUCAGGUCUCAAACUAUCCACAAAGGAAAGCUCUUUGCUCCCCAUCUGGCCUGGCUCAUCAAAAUUCCCUGCCUCGGGAGCCGGGUGGUAGCACAGCAGAUUAAGCGCUGGUGGCGCAAAGUACAAAGACAAGCUUAAAGAUCCCGGUUUGAGCCCCCAGCUCCCCACCUGCAGGGGAGUCGCUCGCUUCAUAAGCGGUGAAGUAGGGCUGCUGGUGUCUAUCUUUCUCUCCCCCUCUCUGUCUUCCCCUCCUCUCUCCAGUUCUCUCUGUCCUAUCCAACAACGAAGACAAUAAUAACUACAACAUAAAACAACAAGGGCAACAAAGGGGAAUAAAUAAAUAUUUUUUUAAAAUUCUCUGUCUCUUCUGGGGAAGGAGCAUUGCUCAGCAGCAAUGAUGGCAGAAUGCCUGGCUUCUCAGUUCUUGAUCACCUCCUCUGAACUGGCUUCCGGGAUUACCUCCUUGCACCUUCUGACAGGUGUCCAAAUUACCAUUAGUCUUUUCUUAGCUGCGUUAUAGGAGGGGAACCCUAUGGUGGCAAAGACCCUGCAAGCAUCCCAGGCAUUUAAGAGCACCCACUCUUAAAAUUUUUCACAACCACUGAAGCAGUGAGAUGGAAUUUGGGCCCUGGGGUGCUCUACAUAGAAAAGCCCUACAUGCGUCAUGGUGCUGGGUAAAGCCCAGAAAAUGUUCUGGAUAGGAGACAGGAGGACCAUUCUUAUCCCUGUUUUACAGGUGAAUAAACUGAGGCUCAGAAAAGGCCACAGAGUAUCACUGUUGGACAAGACUGUUCACUAACCCUAACUAGAGCCCUGUAGGGUCAGCCCCUUGGACUGAGAAACUCACGGGCCCACUGGGGUGAUAAUAUCAGCCCAAGUGCUUCUGGCUGGAAGACUUGGUAUCCACAGAAUCCCAAGGCUGACUCAUCAGGGAGGUGUGUGUGUGUGGGGGGUGGAUGAGUCCUUCCUGGACUGCUUCCAGAGCCCCAGUGUCCAAGAAACAGUAGGCAUGGCCCCUCCAUGUCAAAUCUGUGCCCGGCCCAUUCCCACUUCUGGACUUUCCUGUAAGGUCUGAAGCCUCCAAAUCACACUUGUGCUCCUUGUCAUCCCCCCCCACACACACUCACACCCAUACUCAAAAGUCAACUGAGAUCAGGAGCCCUGGGUUCUCUCACUCCAGCCCAAGGGAAUCCGUCACAGAGACCACUCACUGCCCCCCUUGCCCCACCCAAGUCAUGUCUCCAUGUCACAUGGAGCAGGACAUGUCUCCCUUUUCACCUCUUUCUGGACUCUGAAUGUCAGGGUGCAGUGGGCAGGGAAAAUCACGGGGGGCAGCCUGGUGCAGGUGAGACCCAGCCUGAGCAUCCCAGGGGGCUGUAUCAGCUCUGCUCUGCUUCUGAUACAUGCGCUUUCAGAGUCCCUUCUCUCAUACCACAAGAGCCUCCCCCACCCUGGCCCAACAACCCUCCUGACACCCCAUUUCUGUAUAUAUGCAUCAAAGCUCUACCCUUCUGGGGCAGGGGUUUAGAAGGUGGGAAAACCAUUCACCAGACACUGAAGGGUCCCUCCCUGCUCUCCCACCACCUGUGAGACCUGCUGUCUCUCUUGAGCAGAAAUGGACCCGAACCCCUGACUGUGCCCAACCCCUACCCCUUGUCCCCACAUCUGCAGUCCCACCAUGCCAUCUGGUGGUUGCAAGAAUCUGGAAUGGGAGUGGGACAAUGUGGGGGUGGGGUGGGGGGCUUCCAUGAUCACAUUUGAGAGGGUGCCUACAUAUCUGUGAGGGCUGGGCGAGACUUUGGGAGUUCAGGUUCUGCCUCUGAGAGCUCAGUGAACACC
Molecule: messenger RNA, 4090 nt
Organism: Erinaceus europaeus (western European hedgehog)
Lineage: Eukaryota; Metazoa; Chordata; Mammalia; Eulipotyphla; Erinaceidae
Gene: GPR20
Product: G protein-coupled receptor 20
Exons: 2
Coding region: 145-1230 (361 amino acids)
Biological process (GO): positive regulation of Rho protein signal transduction; phospholipase C-activating G protein-coupled receptor signaling pathway
Cellular component (GO): membrane
Molecular function (GO): G protein-coupled receptor activity
Source: RefSeq, a predicted model, not a curated record